Messenger RNA from Phytophthora sojae, 1371 nucleotides. RefSeq lists its product as hypothetical. The transcript is spliced from 4 exons. Gene Ontology annotation, molecular function: aminoacyltransferase activity. The record is from RefSeq and is a predicted model, not a curated record. Bases 1 to 1371 code for a protein of 456 amino acids. Lineage: Eukaryota; Oomycota; Peronosporomycetes; Peronosporales; Peronosporaceae.
AUGGACGGUGCAUCAACCGCAGUCGUUCAAGCCUCUCCGAUCGAGUACGAUCCAUACACGCCGGUGAACACCUCGAUCCCCUUGUCACCAUCGCACCCCGCCUACGGCGGUCCGAUGAAGAACUGCGUCGAGCCGAUCAUUCCGGCCGACCCGAACGCGCCGAAGGCGCAGGCGAUGAAGCUCCAAGGCCCCGUGUACCUCGAUCCCCUUAACUGCAUCGAGCCGAUCAUUCCGGCCGACCCGAACGCGCCGAAGGCGCAGGCGAUGAAGCUCCAAGGCCCCGUGUACCGCAAGCUGCACGCAAUGGAGACUUCCGACAACUCGGACAUUGAGGAUCUGGAAACGUUCUUCGGCUCCAAGAUGGAGGUCAACAUCCGAACGCUGCGGAGCCAAUACACCUCGGGUUCUGCUCCAACGACCCCCUGGGCUAGCAGCUACUGGUCCACCUUCCAGGAUGGCAUCAACCGCGUGUGGAAGGCUGGCGAGCCCAGCCCCUCCGAGAAGUACGCGGUUGCCGACGGCUUGAAUUCCAGCACCCCGUGCACUGCCGACGCCGACUGCACGAAUCGUAAGGACGGUAGCGUGUGCGCCAAGCGCGACGGCUCGACCGCGGGUUAUUGCAUCCCGACGUGGUUCGGCAUCUGCCACGCGUGGGCACCGGCAGCCAUCCUUGAGCCAGAGCCGCAGUGCGACGUGACCAAGAACGGCGUCACAUUCCGCGUGUUCGACAUCAAGGCGCUGGUCACGACGCUGUACGGCGGCGCGUCAAUCAGAACAGUCUUCACAGGCGCGCGCUUCAACGGCCCGGACACGCCUGCAACCAAGGACCAGUACGGCCGAUUCACGAACGCCGCGCGUCGCGACAUGGGCGCCGGCUUCUUCCACAUCGCCAUCGCCAACAUCAUGGGCAAGCAGAAGCGCUCGUUCGUCGUGGACGUCACUGCAGGCGCCGAGGUGUGGAACCAGCCCGUGCGCUCGUUUGUAGUGAGGAACAUGGACCUGGUGAACACCCGCACGGCCUCGAUGAAGUACUUCGGCAUCCCCACUUACCCGUUCAACGACAAGAUGGUGCGCUUGGCGUACGCCAAGACCACAUUCAGCUGGAUCGUCGAAUCCUACGUCGACGGACCCUUGGUGUCUACCGGCCAGGUCGACCGGUACACCGUGGCCAGAGACUACGAGUACUUGCUGGAGCUGGACGUCAACUACAACAUCAUCGGCGGAGAGUGGGUCGGCAACUCCAAGGACGACCACCCGGACUUCCUGUGGUUCCCGACUGCCAAACCCGCUGCUAACGUCGUCACGGGCGUCGGGCUAAGCUACGCCAACAUCCAGGAGCUCGUGCAGCAGUCGCUUUCGUGCAGCGCGUAG